UUAUUGUGAAAGUUGCUAAGGAAACCUCCUGGUUUCUCCACGCUUGCCGUGUCCGGGUUGUGGGUUUUGCUUGCUUAUUUAUUUAUUUUGCAAACAGAUAUUUAAUGCUGACGGAAUAUUAUCUCUUUGCCACUAAGAGAUGCUUCGACUGUGAGAAAGUUUACUUCUUGUUCCGGAAGUGUGAAGGUAGAUAACUACUGCUAUCGUAAAACUCUGCAAUACUUCCGGGUUCCUUGUUUCUAUUUUUUCCCCAAAAAUGCAAACUAACAACUUUAAUGAAAUCUUCGGUGUGCUGAAGGAUUUCGUCCCCCCUGUUUCUAGUGGAACUCUGGUAGUGGUCCUUUGCUCCUGUGUUUGGUUUGGCAUCCAAACUUCCCUCAGCCUCCCUCAGGACAGCCUCAGCAUCGGAGCCUCAGUUUUCCAAAGGGGCCACAUCCACCGCCUCUUUCUGUAUCCCUUCCAGAACCGAAGCCUCCCUCAGCUCCUCCUGAGCUCCACUGCUCUGCUGUUUCUCUGUGCCGGUGUUGAGAAGGGCUUUGGCACGGUCCGCUUCCUGUUCCUUGUCUUCCUGCUUGCCUCAUUCACUGGUGUGUUUUAUAGUUUCUUAGACCUUCUGCAGGAUGCCAGUGUGCACACCGAGGGUCUGCUGCCAGUGAUCCUGGCCUGUGUGGCCCUGACCACUCUGCACACAAAGAUGAGCAAGGCUUUCCUCUGUGGGAUCAGUUUUCCUGCAGUGGCCAUCCCAUGGGUCCUCCUGAUCAUCUGCACCGCCCUGAUCCCUCACAGUGUGCUGCUCUGCAAUGUUAUCGCCAUACUAAUCGGCUGGGUGUACGGGAAAGGCUGGCUGUCUUAUCUGGACCUAUCCGAAUCCAGGGCUGCCGUUCUGGAGAAGAUCUUGCCGUUUAAAAUACUAAGGAGGAUCAGCGGUGCCAUGUUUGUCCCUGCAUCCUCACAGAAGAGGAAGACUUUGCUUCCACGAAUAAAUCCCACUCCAGGAUCAUACCCAGUUCAAGCCUAUGCACCGCUGCCCAGCAUUUCCACCACGGCAACUCCAGAUACAAUGUUUGAAGGCUGGCCAAACUCUGUCGGCUUCAAGCCACCUCAUAGUCUUCAUGGACAAGUUUCAGCUCAGAACGUUGGACACAAUCAUGGACAUUUCUCAGCUCAGAAUAUUGGACACAAUCAUGGACAUUUCUCAGCUCAGAACGUUGGACACAGUCAUGGACAUUUCUCAGCUCAGAAUAUUGGACACAAUCAUGGACAUUUCUCAGCUCAGAACGUUGGACACAGUCAUGGACAUUUCUUAGACCAAAGUAUGGGACACAGUUGCAACCAUAACCACGGUCAUAGUCAUGGGCCUGAGCAGUAGUUGUUUUUGUUUUGUGCAUUUGACCACUUAAUGAGACCUCAGACCCAGAGGUUCCCAAACUUUUUAGCUUCUGGCCCACAGAAGGGGACCGCAUCAACUGGUGGAAUAACAUUACAAAGAGCAUCAACAGCAAAAGUAGUUUUUAUAAUUUUGGGCUCAUAAACAUUGGUGUCUAUCAUUUAGUUUCAUUUCUGUACUGGAUUUGGGGGCCACAGCACAAACUUUGGAAAUCAAUGCUCUAACCUGUAGUGUUGAAAGGGAAGGACUGUCAAAAAACAACAUUGUUUUAAAUAAAUAAGCAUUUAUAAAUGUUGCA
Messenger RNA from Cyprinodon tularosa, 1685 nucleotides. RefSeq names its product rhomboid domain containing 2 (gene rhbdd2). Gene Ontology annotation, molecular function: serine-type endopeptidase activity. The transcript has a single exon. The record is from RefSeq and is a predicted model, not a curated record. The coding region runs from base 257 to 1369 and encodes 370 amino acids. Gene Ontology annotation, cellular component: membrane. NCBI's taxonomy places the organism in Eukaryota, Metazoa, Chordata, Actinopteri, Cyprinodontiformes, Cyprinodontidae.